This is a messenger RNA of Bombus pascuorum, 2167 nucleotides long. RefSeq names its product phosphatidylserine lipase ABHD16A. Gene Ontology annotation, biological process: phosphatidylserine catabolic process; monoacylglycerol catabolic process. Gene Ontology annotation, cellular component: endomembrane system. The transcript is spliced from 11 exons. The record is from RefSeq and is a predicted model, not a curated record. Bases 106 to 1752 code for a protein of 548 amino acids. Gene Ontology annotation, molecular function: monoacylglycerol lipase activity; glycerophospholipase activity. NCBI's taxonomy places the organism in Eukaryota, Metazoa, Arthropoda, Insecta, Hymenoptera, Apidae.
CGGUUUGUUUUCUUAUGUGCAUGAUUUGCUAAGUUGCUGUGUCCUGUAUUUUACAUUGGCGAUUUGGAACGUUGAUUUGUUUGAAAUAUUUGAAACAAAUGAGAAAUGUCUUUCAUUCGCACACUUUGGAAAUGUAAUUUUGGUCCUCGCCUUUUUAAAGUUUAUGAAAUAACAUGGAUCGGUCGUUUAGUUGAGAAAUCAUAUGAGCCUAACAGUUUAGAACGAUGGGGUGAUCAAAUCGUAAUUUGGUUUGCAGCAAUUUGGUCCAUACGUCUAUAUGCAAUUAUUCCAUUAGUGACUAUCUUUUUGUAUCAACAUAGCAAUUCUAUAACCGAGUAUAUUUCUUUCUUGUGUAAAUUAGCAGCAAGUGCUAGUACAAUUUUUAUUGCAUCAUUAGCUGCUCGUGGUUGUUCUAGAGCCAAUAAUCCAAUAUAUUUGAAAUUCUUGAAAACACUGAAUGAAGUAAAUGCGCAUUAUACUGGCGAAACAAAGCAAGAACUUGAUAAAUAUGAAUUUGAGUUCUGGGCAAGACCUGUAGAUUUUGACAUCAGAGAUAUAGAAAAGGUUACAGCUAAAGAGAAGUUGACUUUAGAAAAAAUUGCAGCUUCUAGUGGUCGUAUAAAAAGGCAAACUGGUAAAGAAUUUAUAUGUACAUUGCCUUGUAAGUUUUUAUCAUAUAUUGUAGCUCAGACUUUUGCUAUUAAGAUGAUAUAUCCUGGAAGUAUAACAUUUCUUAACUGGGCAUUUCGAUCUACACUUCUAAAAGGAAGAAUACAUUUAAUAAAACAUGGUGGGGAAAGAUACAAAUUGUUAACUGCAGAUAAUAAUGAAAUUGAUGCUAUAUUCAUUGACCGACGUAACAAGAAAACAAAUGGUAACAUGUUGGUUAUCACUUGUGAAGGAAAUUGUGGAUUUUAUGAAACUGGUAUUAUAUCAACUCCAAUGAGUAAAGGAUAUUCUAUAUUGGGUUGGAAUCACCCAGGUUUUGGUAGCAGUACUGGUGCGCCGUAUCCUCUUCAAGAAGAGAAUGCUAUCGAUUGCGUAAUGCGCUUCGCAAUCGAUCAUUUAAAAUUCCCUGAAGAACAAAUAAUUGUUUAUGGUUGGAGUAUUGGUGGAUACACUGCAACAUGGGCUGCUAUGAACUAUCCUUCUAUUCAAAGUUUGGUAUUAGAUGCUACAUUUGAUGAUGUACUUCCAUUAGCUAUUAUGACAAUGUCCUCGUCGCUAGAGGGUUUGGUACGAAACAUUAUUAGGGACUAUUUCAAUUUGAAUAUUGCUGAGCAAUUAAAUAGAUAUAAUGGCACGGUAUUGCUUAUACGAAGAACAGAAGAUGAAGUAGUAUGUACCCCCAAUGGUAAUAAUUUAUCAGGAAAUCGUGGUAAUAUGCUGCUUACAAAACUUUUAAUACGACGUUAUCCACAUAUUUUUGCGGAAACCUCAGAGUGUGCUACACUUUUAGUGAGAUUUUUAUCUGCAGAUAUAUCUACUAGAAAAUCAAUAAUCGAAACAGCAAAGGUUGAUGAAAAACAAUGUUUGAAACUUAUUGGAGCAGAUAUAAAAAAAAAUGGUGAUAUUGUACAGUAUCCCUCCACUCUUGGAGAAGACUGUGAUUCUACGACAAAACAACAGCUUAUUGUAUUUCUUGCAACAAUGUAUAUGAAGGAUCAACCAUCAUCACAUUGUACACCAUUAGCAGUGGAUUUGUUUCAACCUGGUUGGAAUCCUGCAUCUGCAAUGUCAAUAACAGAAUAAAAGUUCCAUGAUAUUAUGACAUGACUAAUUACUAGGAGUUUUAUUCAAGAUUCUUAUUCUUAUGGUAAUAGGAACUCUUAAGAGUCAUAAUAAUUUUUAAUGCAUUUGACGUUAAGUUUUAUUGAUAAACGUUAUUUAUUCUGUAGAAUUUCAAUCUGUUUUUUAUAUUCCAAAUUGAUAAAGAUACCAUCUUCAACUAAAAUUUUUGUAUUUAUCACUUGAGUUUUAUACUCCGUUCAAUGAGUCGAGUCAAUAAAGGUAAACAACAUCCGUGUGCUAGGAUUGCUAAGCACAUGAUAGAUACAAAGGAUUCUAGUUAAUAGUUGGUAGAUGUUGAUUUUCCUUUUCUCCUUUGACUUCUCAGGUUUAUGAUAUGCAUAAUGCACAAUGUGGACUGAGAACUUGGUCAAAAUUU